Molecule: messenger RNA, 810 nt
Organism: Schistosoma turkestanicum
Lineage: Eukaryota; Metazoa; Platyhelminthes; Trematoda; Strigeidida; Schistosomatidae
Source: the annotation of a GenBank genome assembly
AUGGUAAAUAAUGGAAGUUCCUGUCAAGUACUACCUCAAAUUUCCGUAUUACAGCCGUCACUACAAUCAUUGACUUGUUUUGAAGGUUGGCGUUUUGAAACGGACCAUUUGUUCCAGCGACCUAAUCCAUUACCAAAUGAGCAAAGAGAAGAGAAAUUUCUGCCAGUUUGGCAUUUUUCUGAGAAAUUUCCUUGGGACAUUGCUAACCGGCUGUCCGAAUUUCCAUACCCAAACGUAACUUGGUGCGUUGUUCAUCCAGAUGGUCACAAAGAAGCACGAAAAUUACAACCUUUGCUGCCUGAAGACCAAUUAAUUUUUAAAGGUGAUCGUGUUCACAUACUAGCUGGCCCGGAUAAAGGAAGAAUCGGUAUUGUUUCUUCAGUCUUAAAAAUGAGACGUUUAGUCUAUGUGGAUGGUCUUAAUUAUCGUGUAACGACUUCUAGAGAUAAUGAUUCCUUAAAAAGAACCGAGGAUCCUUUAGAAAUGGAUUCGGAGGUUGCUCUUGUGGAUCCAUCAAAUAAUGAACCUUGCAAAUGCUCCUGGCGGUACACUAAUGAGGGUAAUCGCGUUCGUGUUUCCUUACAGACAGGUCACGUAAUUCCUCUACCAGCCGCGGCCAGAUAUUUAGAUGACUUAACUGAUCCAAAAACAGCCGUUGUCAAUUCAAAAGAUACUUGUGAACCGUUUGUUUGUGAAGUAUCCCUUAAGUCUUUUGAUUCGACAUCAGAUGUCAGUUUCGAAAAGAGUUUGUCCAAGCAUUUUAAUUUAAAAGAUGAUUGUCUCAAACAAACUCCCACAUAUUGGUAUUAA